Messenger RNA from Python bivittatus (Burmese python), 10157 nucleotides. It is a transcript of the gene NSD1, whose product is annotated as nuclear receptor binding SET domain protein 1. Gene Ontology annotation, cellular component: nucleus. The record is from RefSeq and is a predicted model, not a curated record. NCBI's taxonomy places the organism in Eukaryota, Metazoa, Chordata, Lepidosauria, Squamata, Pythonidae. Gene Ontology annotation, molecular function: protein binding; histone methyltransferase activity.
CGGUGCUCCCGGCAAGCAACAGCAGGGUGGAUGCUGCCCUUGUUUUGAAGGCAACGUUGGGUUGUGGCGAUUAAGAGGCAACGUUGUUGGAAGUGGAGAGUUGGGGGAAGGGACCCGCUCCCGGCUUGUUAGACGCUCUGCGGCCUCCGGGCCAGGACAGAAGGCGGCUGCUGGGCCUCUGCCGCGGCAGCGGCCGCCGAGAAAAAGGAGGAGGAGCAGGAGGAACGGCUGCCAUUUUGGAGAACAAGGCCAUGGAGGGCUUGGCUGACCCCAUUGUUGCUUGUUUGCUUCACAGGUUGAUGCCCGCCUCACGGAAUGGAUCAGGCCUGCGAAGUGAGCAGGAGGGGCUGCCUGCCUCCUUUCGCCACUCCUUUGGGGCUAGAUGCGCCGGAGGAGGACGGGGACAGCAGCCCUUACGCGGGGGAGGGUCGGAGCGGUAGCCUUGAGCUCCCUAAUGGGUGCACUGUGGCGCUCCCUCCAGCAGCGCCCAAGGCUGCACACAGCCAAGACCCUUCCUCCUGCUAUAUCCCGCUGCCCAGGCUGCAAGAUUUGGCCUCCACGGGCAAUGCUGAGUAUUUGAAUGGCUCAAAAGAUGGCUCUGAUUCCUUGCAGGAGCUGGAAAUGAGCGACUCCAGCCCCGACUCCCUGGAGCUUUGCAGUUCUUCGUUGUUAGGCGGCCCCGAAGACUACCCUCUGCAGGAUUCUGCCAGGCUUCUGGAUUUUGAGACUUUUUCUCCUCCCUCGGAGGAAGACAAGGAGGUGGAUUCGGAAGCGUCGUUCAUCACAGCCGAGGAAAAUCCCGAGGAAGAAAUUCACUUGAGGAUGGAAAAUAGAGCUACAGCCACCUGCAGUAAGGAAGCCGAGUCUGAAAACGGGACAGACCUGAGCCCAGAGCUCCAGCUAGGAGACUGUAUAGAAAUUAGACCCAGUGAGACCAUUUCUGCCCUCUUAUCAACCCCAGUUCCUCCUCCAGAGUAUGUACAAAGUAAUUCUUACCAAGAGUCUGCUAUAGGGAGCAGAACUGAGAACGCAGACCUACCCUCAAUGCCUUAUUUACCUGGAGAUGCCGACCUGAGAAGAGAAAACCAAUUCAGCAUCAUGAAAGCAUCUGAAAAGGAGGAUCCCAAUCGGAGUCCCAUCACCUUAGGAAACUUGAUAGAAAGGCUUGAAUCUUCAAUUACUGCAAAUCCACCAACUCCAGGAUUACCAUCUGGCCGAACCAAGAAAAAACCUGCUCCAGUGAAAUAUGAAGCUGGAGAUCUUGUAUGGGCCAAGUUCAACAGACGUCCAUGGUGGCCCUGUAAAGUUUGUCAUGAUCCCGUAUUAGAUACUCAUUCAAAAAUGAAAGUUACUAAUCGCAAGCCAUAUCGAGAGUAUUAUGUGGAAGUGUUGGGUGAUCCAUCUGAAAGAGCCUGGGUGGUAGGAAAAGCUAUCGUGAUUUUUGAAGGAAGACAUCAGUUUGAAGAACUACCUGUCCUUCGGAGAAGAGGGAAGCAAAAAGAGAAAGGUUACAGGCACAAGGUUCCUAAGAAAUUUAUGGCUCAAUGGGAGAUCAGUAUUGGCCUUACUACUGAAUAUCUUAAGCAGAAUGGCAUGAAAAAUUGUAUCCGGGCUUCUAGCAAAUUGGACAGCGUCCAUUUAAUGGGAUCAUGUAAAAAGGACUCCUUAAACGAGCAGAGCAGGCAACUGAAUGGAUGUUUGAAACCAUUAGCAUUUGAUUCUAAACAUUUGCCCCAUGAUAAAGGAAAAAUAUUCACUAAAUCACAAAUGAGGAAGAGCUCUGAUACAAGGAAGGGGAAUAGAGUAAAAAAAUGUAGCACCAAGAGAGAGUGUGGAAGGAAAGUGCCAAUGAACAAAGUUAAAAAUACAGUUUCUGAAAACAUGCCAGAUAAGCAGGCAUCUCAUGAACUUUACAGAACAGCAAAAAGCUUUAUGGGUUCCAAAUGCACCAUGGAAAACUACUUGCUCUCUUCUUUUGGGGAAAGACAAUUUGAAAAUAAAUCUAAGAAAGCAGAAUAUGAUAUCUCUCAAAGAGACUGUCAGCAUGAGUCCUCCAAAAUAGAUUUGAAGAAAAAGAAAAGCCCCUCAGGCUUCAUGUCCACUUCAAAACUACAGCGGCCGUAUUCUGGAACUGAUGGUGGAAAUGGGAGAAAAAAAGAAAUGGACUCUGAUGAUAUCUGCACCCUAGACCCCCUUGACCAAAGUAUUGCAGCAGCAUGCAGAGACCUAAAAAAUUGUGACUCUAUGAACAAAAGGGGAAAGGAACUGUCUUCAGGGCAAAAAAGCAUUAAACGUCCUGUAUCUCUCUCCAAAAGUAGUAAUAGAAAUCGGAAACCUCUGGAAGGCUCUUUAGAUAGGAUUACCAGUGUUGAAGCAGGAGGUGAGGAAUUCCGUCAGCCAUCCUUUGAAACUGAGAUGGCAUCCGCUUACAGGAAUGACAAUCUUACCAUUGUAGAUAAGCACACUACACUCCAAAGUAAAGGGUUUACAAGUCACAUGGAUAUAAAACAGCUUCAAUUCAGAACUAUAAAAUGCAAACAUAAAGGAUCUGCUGCUGCAACAGAAUCAUCUCUUAGGAAGGAUGAAUGUACCCCUGACUGCUGCUUUUCUACUACCAAAGGUGCUCCUGGGUUUCAAUUAGAUACAUCUGCCAAAAGUGGGAAGCUUGAUGGCUCUAAACUGCCAAACAGCACUAGAGAGAAAUCCCGUGAUUCUGCUGAAAUAGAAACAGCUGUUGUGAAACAUGUACUUUCUGAACUGAAGGAGCUGUCCCAUAGGUCCAUGAAUGAUAAAGCUAAAGACUGUGGGCCACCCAAGACUGCAGUGCCCUUACUCUUUUCAUCUGUCUCAGGGCAGAAUCACUUGCCUAUUAAGCCUGAUUACAAAUACAGCACCUUAUUAAUGAUGUUGAAAGAUAUGCAUGAUAGUAAGACAAAAGAGCAACAGAUCAUGACAACUCAGAACAUAGUCUCCUACAGAAGUUCUAGCAAUGGCGAAAGUGCUGGAAGUAACACUCCGAAUGAUUUGACACCUUUGCCUACAAUGGGAGCAACUUCUAAAUUAGAAAAAAAUCAAGAUAGUGUUCAAGAACCAGAGUGUCAUAAACCCAAAGAAGGUCAGUCCUCUUUUUCACAUGGUAUCAAAACCAAGUUGAUCAAUCCUGGUGCUAAAAAAAGGGAACUCACAAAUACGGCUGUUUCUGGUACAUACUGCACCUCAAGGUGCAGCUGUCCAAAAUCUAAGCAACUGUCUAAACUAAUAGUUAACACAACAUCAAAGAGCAAAUCACUAAAACAUUUAUUCAGUACAGCAGAGAGUGUGUCCCACCAGCAUAGAGCUACCCAAAGCUCAGUUGCUAGAUCUCUAGGCAAAGCCAAGGAAGAUUUUGCAAGGAAAGUACCUUGGGAGUUGAUGGGACACUCCCUUGGUGAAGACUCUGCAAGUUCCUCUGAUGGCAGUUUAGUUCAUGUAAAAAUGAAGUCAGAAUCUGGUAAAAAGAAAGAGAGCUACAGCUCAUAUGAAAAUGGGGAGUGCCUAGAGUUGGAAGCAGGACUGAAUAGAGAAGGCUCCAUGGGGGAUGAGUCUAAAGAUGUAAGCCACGUAGCACCCAAAAAGCGAUGGCAGCAUUUUAACCAAAGCAGUUCUAAAGCUGUUGUAAAUCCAGAAAAGAAGCGCCUUAGAAAACCAAGUAAGCGGCUUCUGGAAUAUGCAGAAGAAUAUGAUCACAUAUUUGCCCCGAAGAAGAAAAAAAAGAGUCAGGAAUCAUUUCGAAAGACAAGUUCUCUGGAGAAGUCUGAAACCAAACAGAAAAGCAGUAUUGGGAAACAAGCAUGUAAUAAACAUCAUGAGCAGAAGCCCUUGGAUUCAGUUUCAUCCACUUCUUCAUCAAAAGAAUCUCCUCCAAUCCUUGAAGCUGAGCGUCCUCUGUCAGACGAGCCUGAUGCCCAUUCCAGGGAACCAAGAUUGGAAAUGCCAGUUUUGACAUUAUCUUCACCAAAUGUGUUGGAAGCUGCUGCUGCUGCUGCUGCUGCUUCUCAUUCACAGGGAGAAGAACCGUUAAUGAAAUCAGGGAGCUUUGAGAGUAAGCGCCAGCGGAAGCCCACAAAAAAGCUCUUGGAAUCCAAUGAUUUAGAUACAACGUUUAUACCAAAGAGAGAGUGGACCUCUAUAAAGAAGUGUUCUGAGGCUGGUCCUUUGGAUACUGAAAUGCCUGAGUUUUAUUCCACAUCUCAGCUUUUAAAUGCUGGCAAAGCUCCCGAAAAGGCUCCUGGGAAACAGAGGAAGAGAAAACGGCAGCGACGCAUCUUUGCGGUAACCCCCUGUAAAAAAGAGAAGAGUGGCAAUGCCCAGGAGGAGACUCCCAACACUGAGGGUGACAGAUCUACUCAUGGAAUAGUUGGAAGCCCCAAGGACACUACCGAGGAAGGUUCUGAAAAUGACCAUGGGUUGCCUUCGUCCAAAAAGAUGCAGGGGGAACGAGGUGGAGGAGCUGCUCUCAAGGAGAAUGUGUGUCAGAUCUGUGAAAAGCCAGGUGAAUUGUUGCUAUGUGAAGCCCAGUGCUGUGGUGCUUUCCACUUGCAGUGCCUCGGGCUCUCAGAAAUGCCGAAGGGCAAGUUUAUCUGCACUGAAUGUUCCACAGGAGUUCACACGUGUUUUGUAUGCAAGAAUAGUGGGAAAAAUGUGAAGCGUUGCUUGCUUCCUCUGUGUGGCAAAUACUAUCAUGAAGAAUGUAUACAGAAAUAUCCUCCCACAGUCAUGCAGAACAAGGGCUUUCGCUGCUCACUGCAUAUCUGCAUGACAUGCCAUGCUGCUAACCCAGCCAAUAUUUCUGCAUCUAAAGGUCGCUUGAUUCGUUGUGUGCGGUGCCCUGUUGCAUAUCACUCAAAUGAUUUCUGCCUUGCUGCUGGGACAAUGAUCCUUGCUUCCAACAGCAUGAUUUGCCCCAAUCAUUUUACCCCUCGAAGGGGCUGUAGAAACCAUGAGCAUGUAAAUGUCAGCUGGUGUUUUGUUUGCUCAGAAGGUGGAAGCCUUUUAUGCUGUGAGUCGUGCCCUGCUGCCUUCCAUCGGGAGUGUCUGAACAUUGACAUGCCAGAGGGGAGUUGGUACUGUAAUGACUGCAAGGCUGGCAAGAAGCCACAUUAUAAGGAAGUGGUCUGGGUGAAAGUGGGGCGUUUCAGGUGGUGGCCAGCUGAGAUUUGCCACCCUAGGACCAUUCCUAUCAACAUUCAGAAGAUUAAACAUGUCAUUGGUGAAUUCCCUGUCCUUUUUUUUGGAUCAAAUGAUUACCUUUGGACUCACCAGGCUCGUGUGUUUCCUUAUAUGGAAGGAGAUGUGAGCAGUAAGGACAAGAUGGCGAAGGGAGUAGAUGGCAUUUAUAAGAAGGCUCUGCAGGAAGCUGCUGUGAGAUUUGAAGAAUUAAAGGCACAGAAGGAACUGCGUCAGCUACAAGAAGACAAAAAGAAUGAUAAGAAACCCCCACCAUACAAACAUAUUAAGGUAAACAGGCCUGUGGGCAAAGUACAGAUCUUCACCGCAGACUUGUCUGAAAUACCACGCUGCAACUGCAAGCCUGCAGAUGAAAACCCCUGUGGCUUAGACUCAGAGUGUAUUAAUCGCAUGCUGCUCUACGAAUGUCACCCUGCGACUUGCCCAGCUGGAGAACGCUGCCAAAACCAGUGUUUCACCAAGAGACAGUAUCCAGAAGUAGAAAUCUUCCGUACGUUAGCAUGUGGCUGGGGCUUGCAAGCUAAGAGAGACAUUAAAAAGGGUGAGUUUGUGAAUGAGUAUGUGGGAGAAUUGAUAGAUGAAGAAGAAUGUCGGGCCAGAAUCCGCUAUGCUCAAGAGCAUGAUAUCACCAACUUUUACAUGCUGACUUUGGACAAGGAUCGAAUAAUUGAUGCUGGACCAAAGGGCAAUCAUGCUCGAUUCAUGAACCAUUGUUGCCAGCCAAACUGUGAGACCCAGAAGUGGUCAGUGAAUGGAGAUACUCGGGUUGGGCUGUUUGCCCUUGUAAAUAUUAAGGCAGGGACCGAGCUGACUUUUAACUACAAUCUGGAAUGUUUGGGGAACGGGAAAACAGUUUGCAAGUGUGGAGCACCAAACUGCAGUGGCUUCCUUGGAGUACGACCAAAGAACCAGCCACCUGCUACAGAAGAGAAAUCCAAGAAAUGUAAGAGGCGGCACGGAAAGCGCAAGUCACAGACAGAAAUCAUGAAAGAGCGGGAAGAUGAAUGUUUCAGCUGUGGAGAUGGUGGGCAGCUGGUUUCCUGUAAGAGGCCAGGCUGCCCAAAAGUCUACCAUGCUGACUGCCUCAAUCUGACGAGGCGACCUGCAGGGAAAUGGGAAUGUCCUUGGCAUCAGUGCGAUGUGUGUAACAAAGAAGCAGCCUCCUUCUGUGAGAUGUGUCCCCGAUCGUUCUGCAAACAGCAUCGGGAAGGCAUGCUGUUCAUCUCCAAACUGGAUGGACGCCUGUCAUGCACAGAACACGAUCCUUGUGGACCUAACCCUCUAGAGCCAGGAGAGAUUCGUGAGUAUGCGCCUCCCACAGAAUCAGCAGCUGGCUGCCAAAACACUCAGCCACCAGACCAGCAGCCUGCGGCUACAGGCCCGAAAUCUCAGUCCUCAGAGAGGCUUCCUCUGACUGUGUCCCUGAGGCUGCAAUCCUCAGAUAAACCACCUUCCUCUUCAUUGGCUCUGAGGCUACAGUCCUCAGACAAGCCGCCUUCCUCGGUGGCCCUGAAGCUACAGCCCUCAGAUAAACCACCCUCUACAGUGGCACUGCGGCUACAACCAGCAGACAAACUGCCCUCCACCCUGGCCCUGAGUUUAAAACCCUCUGACAAAUUGCCCUCCACCCUGGCCUUGAGGUUCAAGCCUUCAGACAAACUGUCCUCCGCCCUGGCCCUUAGAUUGCAGUCACCAGACAAGCCACUUUCGGCGGUGGCUCUUAGGCUACACCCCUCAGAAAAGUCAGCACCCACGGUGGCCCUCAGGCUGCGGGCCUCUGAAAAGCUAGCCUCCCCCGGGGCCCAGAAGGGGCAACCCCCCGAGAAGCUGUCCCCUGCCGUAGUUCGGGAGGGACAGCCCUCCACCGCCACCGAGGAGAAGUCACCUGGAUCUGAGACAGCAGCCGAUUGCUCAGCCCUAGAAGCGCCCAGGAGUUCAGACCCGUCACCUUCGGCGAGCGCUCCCCAGCCCCCGUUGCUAGAUAAGCCCACCGCCACCCCGCCGCCCUGCGGGCAGGUAGUGGACAGAGCUGCAGAACCUGAUUCUCUGAGGCCUCCGCCGCAGGGCAGGGCCAUUUCUGUGGGACCGCUGCCUCAGCCUCCAGGGAAGGCGGCCCCUUCGCUGAGCCUGAAGCCGCAGCUGCCAGUCAGACCUGUCUCCCCGGUGGCCCUGAGGUCUAGGCCGUCAGAGAGGCUAGUUGCUCCGACCGGCUCACCGCCUCAGACGCCCAGCAGGCUGCCUACCCCCGUGGACGCUCGGCCUGUACCGUCUGACAAGCCUUCUACCGCCGCGGGCCUGAGGCCUCAGCUCUCAGACAGGCUUCCUGCCCCACUAAACCCCAGGCCUUUGCUUUCAGAGAAAGCACUGCGGCCAGUCGACCAGAAUGCUCAACCCAAAGAAAGAGGCUUUGUGACUGUGGAGCAGAACCCUCAGCCAAAAGAACGGACAUCUGUAUCUGGCGAGCAGUCUUGUCAGCCGACGGGGAAAUUUCCACCCUUCCCAGGACAAACCACCUGCCCAGUAGAGAACUUGCAAAUGCAUGAAAAGACCUCUUGGCUUAGUGCAAAAGGGCUGCCACCCAUGGAGCAAUCAUUUUGGACAGCUGAGAAACUGCAGUCUCCUGAGCACAGUCUCUGUCCAGGCCAAGAAGCAAUACCUGCACCCUCCACGGAGCAGACAUUUUGGUCCACAGAGAGACUGUCUGCGUUUGAGCAACCCCCUUGGCCCGGAAGGGAAGCUCCACUGCCUUCUGGGCAAACUUCAUGGCUGACCAGAAACAUUCAGACAUUGGAGCAGAUCUCUUGGCUUUCUGGGAAAACACAAACGUCUGUGGGGCAGGGCAUCUUGCCUUUGUCUGAGCAAAAUGCGGUGCUAGGACUGGACCAGGACUGUCCUGGCCACGAACCUCCUGAGUCUAAAUCUAAGUAAAGCCAGUUUGAGGCCAGACGGGUCACCAUAUUUGUUUUGGUUGGUUUUUUAAUUGUAUGGGAAAGGAUUAUUUUUGUUUGUUGGUUGUUUUCUUUUUAAUUCAUUUCCCCAGAUUCUUAACCUCUAGCAUCAUCCUGCUCAACCUAUACAGAUACAUUUUAACUAAAUCUAUGAUGUCCAACCAAGGAGCAAGAAUGUAGGUGGUCUGUACCUUCAUUUUGCAAACAAUAACACUGAAAUAAAGAAAUCCACUUGGGAUAAAAUACUUAAUUCCAUUAAUCAGUUUACUAAUUUUGUGAGUCUGAGUAACAGACUUGCAUCCCUAGAUUAUUCCCAUGUAGCUCCAAAGAAAUAGUUUGUUAUCAUAACAGAGUUCUACACUGGCCCCUCACAUUUCCAAAAUGCUUAACUUAACCCAGAUAUUGAGGGCACAAAAGGAAAUGCAGCAGGUUUUUAGUGCUUAAUUUUCAUUCCUUGCCGUCUAACUUUUAGGAGUGAUUGUUUGAAUUUAUGCUGUCAGGGUGAAGCUUUUCAAAUGCAGGUGCUUAAAAAAAAUACUUGAAGUUAGUUGAGGACCUCAGUUCUGCAAAACAGAACAACUUGUGCCUCUGUAAACCUAGGUCUUACAGUGGGAAUAUUCAGAAAUACUAUCUGAUAGAUUCUUUGGGACUUAGAUCUUUAGUGCAGCGGCGUUAGAGCUCCCUCUUCAACACAGUUUUGCCACUAAAGACAACAGCAGGUUAGAAAAAUAAGUACAUUUUUUUGUCUAGCUUUUCAGUGCAGCAUUGCUGUUGGGUUUUGUUUUCGUUUUACAGUUUGUUCACCAAAGUCAUCUUGUAGUCAAAAUGAUUAGCCAGUGUGGACAAAUAAAACUAAUUUUGCCCUUUUCCACGGCAAACCUGCUUAAAAAUAAUGUUUGCAUUAUGUAUGGGUGUAUUUCUAAAUCAUGGGCUACUUCAGAAAAUUAAACAAUUGAUGGCCUAUAUGAGAAUAAAUGUUCAAGAUGAAAAAUGAAUAUUAAUAUUCUGAUUAGCAUCUAGUUUAGUAAGCCUUUCAAAUUGUCUCCUGCAACACUCCCAGGCCCCACCUGCAGAAAGUUUACUUGAAUUUAAUGGGACGUCAUAUCAGAAACAGAGAUAGCUGAAGUCAUAGUUCUCACACUGGAACAUGAAGAGCUCUAGCACCUGGCUGAGGUUCUCAUUCUUUUUUCUUCAUUUUCCAGUCAGUGCAACACUUUAUUCCUGACAGGUUGCUAGUUUGGUAGUACUGACUUUCACUCUGGUGGAAACAUCUAGUAUUACAUAAACAGACUGAAACAUUAUCUGUACCACAGAAAUAUAACUUGCUAUGGCACUGAAGGUGGUUUCUUUAAAAUUGUAGCUGGGGAUCAGAGCAAUUAUUACUUCACCCUGUAUAUGGCGAUAUUACUGUGCGGGGACUUCACAUACCUAAUCUGGCUUCCAUUUCAUACUAAGAAGUCAGCAAGCUAUUUGAUCGUUCUUAAAGGUUGCCACCCUUCUGUUCUAUUUGCCUGGGCAUCUGAACUCUCACAGACUGUUAAGCUCCAGUUUGAAGCAAAAACUUCUUGACUAGCUCCCAUUUGGUCCUCUUUAGAUGUCCACAUUUUUGCACAGAGCAGGAGUUCUAACUCUGUCCCAAUCUAGAGCCUCUCAUCUUGGAACAGAUAAUGCUGGGGUAUUCAGAGUCUGUAGGCAAUCAUCAAUGUUGCAGUGGCAGUUCAAAUUCAGACCCAUUUUUUCAGUGUUGGCUUUCCACAGUGACAGUAUCUACUCGGCACUGCGAAAUAUUCCCUACCUGGUUGUGCAUCUCAUCCUCUUCUCUGAUUCAUUUCAUUCUCUCCAAGUAAAGCUAAUGACUUUGUAAAGCAUUAUGACUAAUGGAACCUUAGUGCUUAAAGUUGGUUUUCCUUGAACACCUGCAGGCCGAGCGCUGCUCAUUGCUGAAAAUGGCGAAAUGCAAACACCUUUUGUUUCUGCGUGACU